AAAACAGAGCAUUCCCGUAACCCAGCCGGGCAAUCGAUCCCCUCGCGAAACUUCCACCGUUCAGCUAACCCCACCCCGAUGGCGGCGCCGCCGACCUCCCACCCAGGACCACCGCCGGAGCCGCCGUUCCUUCAAGUCCCGUACGAGCUCCUCCAGGACAUCUUCCUCCGUCUCCCCACGGCCGCCGACCUCGCGCGCGCCUCCACAGCCUGGGCCGCCUUCCGCCGCGUCAUCGCCGACCACAAGUUCCUCCGCUGCUACCGCGCCCUCCACCCACCGCCUCUCGUCGGCGUCAUAGGAAAGUCCUUCAUAGCAGCGCAGCCGCCCCAUCCCUCCGCGGCCGCCGCCCGCGCCUUCGCCGACUUCAGCUUCUCCUGCUCCUCCUUCCUCCCCUCCACCGCCGGCCGCAGCUGGCGUCGGCUCGACUUCUUUGAAGGACGCGUCCUCCUCGCCGGCGGCCCGGUCGAAGGAAAAAGCAGCAUCAAGAUCGUCGUGGGUCCUGAUGUGUGCGAUUCCCAGUACCGCGAAUUUUUGGUCAGGGACCUGGCUGUGUGUGACCCUGUGCACCGCCGCUACGUGCUGCUGCCUGCCGUCCCCGCCGACCUAGCCGCGUUAAUCCGUAAACCAGACCUCCUACAUCUGGAGACUUUCCUUGCUCCCGGUGAGAAUGAGGAUGACCCCUUGUCAUUCAGAGUGAUGUGCUUGGCGCAAUGCAUAAUGGAACUGGUCCUCCUUGUGUUCUCCGCGGGAGGACACUGGAAUGCUCUUACCUUUGACCGACUGAAUGCUGAGGCAUUAGGUUCAGUUUUACCAUCUGAGCCUGCGUUGUCAGAUCGUCAACACGUCCACGGGUGCUUUUGUUGGCAUUUGCAUUUACUGAACGAGCUGCUUGUGCUUGAUGUGCGCAUGAUGGAGUUCUCUCAGGUUAAUCUCCCACCUGAACAACGAAGUAGCGGUUUUGUCAUUGUUGAGGCAGUAGAAGGAAUGCUUGGGAUGCUCAGUGUACGCUAUCAUGAUGACAUUGAAGAUGACUCAUAUUGGCUCACGUAUUCCAUUCGGAGAAAUAACCAAUGGCAGUCGGAGAAGGUCAUCCCCUUGCCGAUAAAGCGUUGGUAUCUGAUGCGUGUAGCUGGGGGAUACCUGGUUAUUGAAGCGCUGUACAAAACAUCUUCACAAGAGAAGCUAAAUAUUGGAUAUUUUUCGUUGGACAUUAAGACCUUGCAGGUCGAGUUGUUUGCUGGGCUUAGCAAAGUCUUCUUGCCCGGUGAACUAUAUGCUAGUUUCCCACCAUCAUUGUGUGCACCAACUAUAUGAAGUGGUGCUAAUUAUUGUUUCAGACGUUGUAUUCUGCCCAACAUUCUCCCUGUUGGUGUGCUAUGUUGCAGUUAUAUAGUUAAUUCAUGUUAUGUGUCGUUGGUGUUCUGUUGAUAAUCUAAUGCAUAGUUUACAUGUGCAAUUGGAAGCUUAUUGAAUUUGGAAAGCAACAAAUAUUUAUUUCUAAUCUUGUGAACAUGCAUAAUUGUGUAUAAUCAUGUUAUGACUGUCGGACUAAUAGAAGGGAACAACUUUACUGACAUUGUUGUAGUAAUCAAGAUUUGGUGUAUAGAUUAAUGAGCAUAUUCACAUUCUUUCCAGCUGAUAGUCUUAGUCGAUAGAUUUCUAAUUUGUCUAUUUUUUAUAUUUAACCUGUACAUGGGUAGAAAUCAUCAAACUACAACAGCUCCAUGUUUCUGCUCUGAACGGAAAUUUUGAAACCAAUGAUGUAGCUCUAUCAGCCUGAUUACAAUUCAGUACAACAAAAUCAGUAGAAUAAAACACAGAUUGUUCAACUACUCCCUCCAUUCCACAAAGCACCUCAUAUAUUUUUUUCUCAUUUGUUCCACAAUACACCUCAUUUUUCUCUUGGCUUCUGCACCCGGCCAAUAAUGGCUCACACCCAUUUACUUUUAAUCCUAUAUGAGUGGUCAGGCACUAGAAACAAGAGUUGUCUUGAUCCAAGUGCACAUAUCUGUACGAGGUGUUUUGGGGAAUGAAGGGAGUAGUAGCUACACAGAUCACUGUAGAUUGCCUUAGUCAAUUUAGUGGAAUGGUUGAUUUUUGGUUGUUUGUCAAUUUAGUGGAAUGGUGAUUUUUGGUUGUUUGUCAAUUUACUGCAGUUGAAUGGUUAAACAGAAAGGAGUAGGUCACAUAUAGUGCUUGUGAUCAUAGGAGUAAGGAUUUUGUUGUUAUUAUUACUUUCUGUCGAUUUCGAUGAGUAACUUUAUUCUUAUAGAAAAAAUUACCAAGUCAUAAAUUGAAACAGAAGUUGUUUACAUGUAUGCACCACUGAACUUUUCCUUUUGUUUCCCUGGUCAGAAUGUAUUUAAUCAGGUUCCUUAUGUUGUUGUAUGAUAUCCUUUCUGCAUCUAUGCCCUUUUAGCCUCAUUCUUGCUCGUCUGCAUCUUCCUCUUCAAGCUCCUCAGCUCUUACAUCUGCGUAACUUUGUUUCCUUCAUUGAAUAAAUUGGUUGCUUAAUCAUAUUCACACACGGAAACUUCAGCCUGUGGCUUCGUGCCAUUUGCACAUCAGCAUGAUUCGAAGUCUUGUGUCCUGAUUCGUAGGUUUCAGUAUGCAAUGUGAUAGGUACCUCCUUGUUAUAUUCAGUAUCAACUUCAUGCAUCGCAUGCAGCCAUUUAUGUAUCUGAUGUUUGUUAAAUAUACUUGGUAGCCUUGUAUUCCUUUUGGUGCCUUGUUCAUAUAGAAAGUUCAUUUUGGUUCAUCUCUUGCACAGGUGAUGAAGCCAUGUAAAAGAAAGUUGCUUCUGCUCACCACAUUGAGGCCUUGGAAGAAAAGAUGGUGCGUGGAUUAGAUGUAUUCUCUUGUUCAAUGCUUGGUCCAGUAUCCAAUCGUUGACGGUGGAUGUGCCUCAACUUUGUAGUUGAUAUAUAGGCUUAUUUCAGUGAACUAUGAUGUGUGUGCCGUGCUAUCCUCGCAUACAAUAUCUUUCCAGUCGCAGCAUUUUAAGUGUAUUUCAGUUUCUGAACUUUUAGGUACCGGCUAUGUACAAACUAUUGAAUCUCUGAACAAUUUUGUUGCUGCAAUGUCAAUGUCCAAAAGAAUGUGUGUGAGCAAACCAGCAUUGCAGUUGA
This is a messenger RNA of Brachypodium distachyon (stiff brome), 3128 nucleotides long. RefSeq lists its product as uncharacterized. The coding region runs from base 79 to 1314 and encodes 411 amino acids. Lineage: Eukaryota; Viridiplantae; Streptophyta; Magnoliopsida; Poales; Poaceae. Gene Ontology annotation, molecular function: protein binding. The transcript is spliced from 2 exons. The record is from RefSeq and is a predicted model, not a curated record.